Tripterygium wilfordii is the source of this 2811-nucleotide messenger RNA. RefSeq names its product ABC transporter G family member 15-like. The record is from RefSeq and is a predicted model, not a curated record. The coding region runs from base 400 to 2427 and encodes 675 amino acids. Gene Ontology annotation, molecular function: ATP binding; ABC-type transporter activity; ATP hydrolysis activity. Gene Ontology annotation, cellular component: membrane. The transcript has 8 exons. Lineage: Eukaryota; Viridiplantae; Streptophyta; Magnoliopsida; Celastrales; Celastraceae.
CUCUAUUAACACAGUACAAAAGAAAACCAGAAGAGAACAAGGUUAAUAUCUCUCUCUAAUCUAUUACACUGCCAACAGGCACAACUACAAACACUUGAUAAAAUAAAAUAUAACCACAUGACAUGCAGAUGCAGUAAACAAUUUGAGUUAAAACACGACUUAGUCAAACAAGACCAUGUCAACACAAACAACACAAGCAUAUAAUACCUGCUUUACGUCUCAUCCCCAACAAUAACACUGUUUGUAAACAAGGGCGGACCUACUUGGAGAAUUGCCCACCCUCGAAAAAAAAAAAAAGCCUGAAAUUCUUUUUAGCCUUUUAGCCAAGUCUUUUGCCCACCCUCCAGUCCAAUUCUUGCCCGCUCUGAUAAGCUAUUUGAUCAAACUUUAUCAGUGAAGAUGGAGAACUGGAGAGGCAAUGAGAGUAGUGAUUAUCGUGGUGACCUGGUUAGGGGAAAGAAAGUGAAAUAUUUAGUGUGGGAGGAUGUAACAGUGAUGGAUGGUUCAUCAAACAAGUUGCUCAGUGGACUUAGUGGGUAUGCACAAGCUGAUCGAAUCAUGGCCAUCAUGGGUCCUUCUGGCUCAGGCAAAUCUACCCUACUUGAUGCUUUGGCUGGAAGGCUCUCUGGAAAUCUCUGGAUUACUGGGAAUGUUCUAUUGGAUGGGAGAAAGAGGAGAAAACAUGACAGAGACAUUUCUUGUGUCACUCAAGAAGAAGUCUUCUUGGGAACUCUCACAGUCAAAGAAACCCUAACUUACUCUGCUCAUUUGAGCCUUCCUUCCACAAUGACUAUGAAGGAGAGGAACAAGGUUGUUGAAGAUACCAUAACCAAGAUGGGUCUUGAAUACUGUGCUGAUACUAGGAUUGGAAAUCGGAGUUCCAGAGGCAUAAGCAGUGGGGAGAAGAGGAGGCUGAGCAUAAGUGUCCAGAUACUAAAGCGGCCGCGAGUCUUGUUCCUGGAUGAACCCACGAGUGGCCUGGACAGUGCUGCAGCUUUCUUUGUGAUUUGUACUCUCAGAAACAUUGCUUGCAAUGGAACGAUCGUCGUUUGCUCCAUUCAUCAACCGAGCACCGAUGUCUUCCAACUGUUCGAUGAUUUGCUUCUCCUGGCAAGUGGAGAAACUGUGUAUUUGGGGGAGGCAGAGGCAGCUCUAGAGUUCUUUGCAGAAGCAGGGUUUCCUUGUCCGAGAAGAAGAGAUCCGCCUGAUCAUUUCCUUCGAUGUAUUACAUCAGACUUCAACAAAAUAGUUGCAACUCUGAAGCAAGGCGCUCCGAGCACAUCAGAUACUUCACAGCCUAUGACAACAGCAGAGAUCAAAGCAAUACUGAUAGAUAAAUACAAGUUUUCCAAGAAUGCUCCAGAUGCAAGAAAAAUUAUUCAACAAAUAUAUAUCACUGUAUGCAAUAAAAUCAUUUUCUCCCAUUUCAAGAUGUCAAUUAAUAACUCGAAUCAAUCAAAGUUGAUAACCUUGCAGGAAGAAGAUGACAGUGAAUCAAACAAUAUUAGCUACCCCAGCUGGUGCAGACAGCUAUGGACAUUGACAUGCCGUUCUUUCAUGAACAUGUCAAGAGAUAUUGGGUACUAUUGGUUACGCAUUGCUUUCUAUGUACUCGUAGCGAUAUGUGCAGGGACUUUGGAGUUUGACGUAGGGACAGGAAGCCAUGCACCCGCUUCGAGAGGGAAGUGCUACGGGUUUAUCUUCGGCAUCAUGAUCUGCUUAUCAAUUGGGGGAUUACCAUUCUUCACAGAGGAAAUAAGGGUUUUCACUCGCGAAAGGUUUUCCGGGGACUAUGGAGAGGCUGUCUAUGUAGUAUCCCACUUCAUCUCAUCAUUGCCUUUCGUGGUUGCCAUAUCUCUCUCUUCAGCAACAAUACUUAACUAUAUGGUGAAGUUCCAUCCAGGUUUCUCUCACUACUUGUAUUUCUGUAUUGUUUUCUUCUGCUGCGUUGCCAUUACAGAGGCCUGUAAUUUGGUAAUAGCUGCACUAACAGACAACCCUCUAGUGGCACCUGGAAUUUCAGCCAGCUACGGUGUUUUCAUGAUAAUGGCAUCUAAUGUUUUCAGACCAGUUUCUGAACUUCCUAAGAUAUUUUGGCGCUACCCAGUUUCAUACAUCAGCUAUACCCAAUGGGCAAUACAGGGUCAAUUCAAGAAUGACAUGAUUGGACUUCAAUUCGACCCGCCAGUGCCUGGACAACCAAAGCUUCUAGGGGAAACAAUUCUCCAGAAUUUCAUGGGGAUUAACCCAAAUAUUUCAAAGUGGUGGGAUGUCACGGCUCUCUUAGCUGAGAUAAUAUGCUACAAAUUACUCUUCUACAUGGCACUACGGUACAAGGAAAGGGUGUCAUCACUAUUUCAUAGCUUAUGUGCCAAGAAAACUAUCCUCCUACAACCUGCUCAAAGACCUUCCUCCAGUAGGGAGUGAAUCACCUUCUCAUUGGGAUGCCAUGCUAGAAACCGGGCAUAUUUAAUUAAAUUAAACCACAUUCACUAGAAUUGGAGCAAUUCAGUUCAUUCACUAUCAAAUCACUAGCCCAACUAAGAAAACAUCAUGUAGACACUACUACUGCAAAUUGCAGUUGCAACACGGUUCAGGAAUAGCAUAUGUAUGUUGCCUGCCUUAUCAUCCAAUUUCGGAGGAGGCAGUUUCCAUAAAAUAAAUCUCAACACAGGCAUCUAUGCAGUUAAGCCACAGUUCCACAAGUAACACAAUGAUAAGUCCUUAAAAGAUUUUUUUUUCUUCAUAUUCUAUAUUAUAUACCGGACCAUAAGAUCUCAAAAAACUGCAUAUUGGAUGUAGAAAAAAAAA